CUACCAAAUCUCAGCCAAUCAGCUGCGUGCAAUUCCAGGCUGAACCACAGACAUACAGUUGUUAGCAAGCAAGUCAUCUGAUUCAUGGUCAGAAGGUUAUGAGCGUUUGCUAAACCUUGGAAGGCUGCGAGUUUCAUUUCCACUUAUUUGAAAGGUUCGGUCCAGUGCACGGCUCAGCACAGUUAAAUGGCAGUGGUGCAGGAGGGGCCGUGGAAGAGCCUGAGCUCAGGGAAGAAGGUGGCGCUGGCUGCAGGUCUUUCUGUCGGGGCCACAGUGGGCUACAUCUUGUAUCGUCACAUUCGGAGCAGCAGUGUUUUCCGCUCUGUAGCUCAAGAGCCAGAUACGGAACAGUCCAGGUUCUCCUUGCCCCUCGAAGUGUACAGAUCUAUCGCAAGGCACCAGAGCACCUUUCUGGAUCUAGUAAGCCAGAAGUCAGGAGCUCAGGUGAACUUGUUAGCGAAUUCAGAGGAUCGGAGCACUGUGUGCUUCUUGCUCCAGGGCACAACACAGCAGAACCUUUUGGCUAGAUGUGCUCUGGAGAGACUGGCCAAUGACAGCGAGCUCAUAGAUGAUGUUUUAGAAGUGCCCCAGACCGCCUUUGGGCGAAUCAUAGGUCGUGGAGGCGAGACCCUGAAGUUGAUUAGCCGAACUUCCGGAGCUCGGGUGACCUGCCCACGUGAGCGAGGUCGCAGCUUGGAGGAAAAGGGUGAGGUUAUGAUCACGGGAACACGCCAAGAAGUACAGCGUGCUAAGGACAUGAUCAUGGAGAAGGUGAUGGAGAAUGAGAUGGUACGAAAACGCAUCAGCCAGUCAUCUGCCCUGCGUGAGAAAAGAAAAGCCCCAGAAUCAGAGUCAGUCCAAAGACAUCAAGGCCCAGUCAGCGAGCUCAUGCUGCACAUGAAUGAAGAUGAUCUGCUCACUCCACUGACUGAAGUGAGACUUGUUCAGGCCAGUGGCUCUAAUGGGUUUGCCAGCAGCGGGGACUACACAACAGAAAAUUCACUACGAUCAGAGGAGAUCUUCUCACCAGUUUCACCAUUAGAGUACUCAAAAUUUGAAAUCCCAAGUCCUGACCUGAGCUUCCAGCCUGGUGAGCAUUUAGAGGUAUAUGUGUCUGCUUCAGAAAAUCCCCAACACUUCUGGAUCCAGAUUAUAGGUGUCCGAUCACUUCAGCUGGACAAACUGACUACUGAGAUGAGCCGUUUCUAUAAUGGCGACACCUUACACGAGCACAGAGUGGAGGCUAUAGUUGUAGGGGACAUUGUGGCUGCUCCUUAUAAGGACCAAAGCACGUGGAACCGAGCUCGUGUGUUGGGCGUCCUGAGCUCUGGUCUGGUUGAUUUGUACUAUGUGGACUUCGGGGACAACGGAGCACUUCCACGGGAUCAGUUACGCAGCCUGAGGAGUGAUUUUUUGAGCUUGCCCUUCCAAGCCAUUGAGUGCAGCCUGGCAGAAGUGCAUCCUGCAGGAGAGUUUUGGUCAGAGGAAGCCCUGGAUGACUUUGAGAGAAUGGCAUACUGUGCACAGUGGAAGCCUUUACUAGCCAAACUGUGCAGUUACUCACACACUGAGAUGUCCUCCUGGCCCAGUGUAAAGCUGUAUGACAACAGCCAUGGAAAGGCUCUGGAUCUGGGUGAAGAGUUGAUUCGCUUAGGCCAUGCAGUGAGCUGUCAGGAUGAGGGAAGUGGGCUGAGAGGAGAUCACGAUGAGCCAAGAUCUCUGCAGAAGUUGCUGGAUGACAUGACCGGAGCCACCUCAGAGUUGAGUAUGUCCUGCAUAAGCUUAUCAGGUUCAACAUAUCUAUCAGUGACAAAGCAGUUGACGUGGUCUUCUUCGAGCUACCCCAGCUUUGUAGAUGUGGAACGAGCUGAUGUAGAUCAGAAUUCCUCAGACAACCUCAUGCCUCCAUCGCUUCUUUACUCCACACCAUCAUUAAGCCUGAGUGAGCUGGUCAGCCAUCUUAUCGAGUCCUCAGGCUCAGUGCUGUCUCCACUUGGCUCGGAUCCAAGACUUGUUCCUCACCAGAGCCUCAUGAGUUUCUCAGACCUUCCAUCAGAAACAAAAGUAAAGCCUUUGCAAGAGUUUUCCUCGGUCACCACAUCCUCCUCGUCUGCUGUAGAUGUAGUGACAUCAGCACUGGAAUCGGUCAGUCUGAGUGACAACGUCUUCCUAGGGACUUACUCCAGCAACAGCGAUGUCACGUCAUCUUCAGAGCCGCUGGAACCGGAAUCUUCCGCCAGUACCUGCAGUGAGUGCGUGUGUAGCAGCAGCAACAGUAGUGAUGGAAUAAGAGGUGUCUGGUAUUACCUUACGUCUUCCCAGGACUCCUCUGAUGCAUCGCUCAACACCACUAUGCCCACAUCAUCCACAGCUUCCUCGUCCUUCUGCCCAACGUCCUCCUCUUCUUCCUCCUGUCUGACUGAGUCUGAGGACAUGCCCCCUGUGAUUUCCUCCUCUGUAAUCCAUUUAAGCUCUGACCAAUCGUCAAGUGGUGAUGAUGCCGAAAUGAUUGACGAUCCAUCUGAACCAAGCAACUCUCUCCAAAAUUGUAGUGCUUGCACCAGUGACGAGAGCGAUGUCAUUUACAUCGGUGUUACCAAAUCGCCGUCUGACCCCUUUGAUAAAGGAGUUCAUGAUUCAAAUUAUUCUCCAUCCAAGACUAAAUUAAAAGAGCAACAGGCAUUAACAAAAAAUACGAAAGCACCGAGUGAACAACUUGCUGAAGGUUUAAGAGAAAACGAGGAGAAGGAGGAGCUCUGUGAAGAAGCUGGGGAUAUAGACAAGGUCCUGGAACUUGAAAACAAGAAGGUGAACAGUGGAGACGUAUCAGCAAGAGAAGUCGCCUCAAUAUCUGGAAGUGUAGACGACGUACUUGAAGACGAGUUUAACUGAUUAAAGACCAAAGUCAAUGUGUGUUCAUAUUGAGACCCCCUGGAAACACUGCUGGCAUGGACCUCAUAUUUCUGCAAAAAACAAGCCUUAUCUCACUGUGUUAUGUGUUUUGUUUAUUUCUAUUUGUCACUUUGUUGUAUGUUCUAGAGUUACUGUCAACAUUACUGAUAUUGUUUUCCUCACUUUGUACUGAUCUACUCGAGAAGAAUUAACUGAUGACCAGAUGAAUAGAUGCUCAGGAAAAGUGCGAGCUACGACCAGGAACCUCAGUAUUAUUCCAGUUGUGCACUUGGGUGAUGAAAUAGUAUUUAUGGAAGUUGUUUGGAAUAAUUUGCUAUUCAUUUACUGUACCUUUUGUUAUUCAUGUUGUACAUUUUAGGGUUAAAUAACAUGCUUGUGAACAGAUUCUAAGUAUAUGAAUAUAAUAAAAAUACAGUAUUGUUCUUUAUUGA
Messenger RNA from Silurus meridionalis, 3344 nucleotides. It is a transcript of the gene tdrkh, whose product is annotated as tudor and KH domain containing. Gene Ontology annotation, biological process: spermatogenesis. The coding region runs from base 187 to 2892 and encodes 901 amino acids. Gene Ontology annotation, molecular function: RNA binding. The record is from RefSeq and is a predicted model, not a curated record. Lineage: Eukaryota; Metazoa; Chordata; Actinopteri; Siluriformes; Siluridae. The transcript has 15 exons.